This is a messenger RNA of Dendrobium catenatum, 948 nucleotides long. RefSeq lists its product as uncharacterized. Bases 1 to 948 code for a protein of 315 amino acids. The transcript has a single exon. The record is from RefSeq and is a predicted model, not a curated record. Lineage: Eukaryota; Viridiplantae; Streptophyta; Magnoliopsida; Asparagales; Orchidaceae.
AUGGAAGAUUUCAAUGAUAUGAUUUCAAAUGGUAAUCUUAUUGAUAUUGGUUUUACUGGCAACAAUUUUACUUGGCAUCGUGGUCAUUUGUGGCAAAGAUUGGACAGAGUGUUGUUUAAUGAUGAUUGGCUUAAUGUUUUUCAUUUGACUAAAGUUGAACAUCUUAGUCGUACUCUUUCUGACCAUUCCCCUAUUCUUAUUAAUAUUAAGAAUGAUUGUACUGCCCCUAUUUCUCACUUUAGGUUUCAGAACAUGUGGCUGCUGCACCCCACUUUUCUUGAUGUUGUGAAGGUUAAUUGGGAGGCCCCUGUUUUCCCUGAUGACACUAUUUCGGGUAUGCAUAGAUUGUGGCUUAAGCUCAAAAGGCUUAAAAUUGUGUUGAAGUGCUGGAAUCAUAAUGUCUUUAAAAAUUUGUUUGCCAACAUCUCUUCAGUUGAAUCUAAAGUUAAUUCUCUUGAUAGCUUGUUUCAAUCCGAUCCUACUGAGGUUAAUUUUGCUUUGCUUAAUGAGGCUAAGGUGGAUCUUUGUAUGUUUCAAGAUCAAGAGGAGUUUUGGAAACAGAAAGCGGCUGUUAAGCAUUUGGUUGAUGGGGAUAGAAACACUAAAUAUUUUCAUGCUUUGGUUAAGAAGAGGAGGUCUUCUAAUUUCAUUCAUAAAAUUGCUAAAGAGGAUGGGACUAUGUCUGAGGAUUAUGGGGAGAUUUUUUCCCUUGCUGUUAAUUUUUUUCAAAGUCAUCUUAACAAAACCUUUACUCCCAUUAGUUCUCCUAACCCUGCUUUUAUUCCUCAUUUGGUUUCUAGUGAGGACAAUGCUUUGUUAUCUAUUCCUCCUUCCUUUGAGGAGCUUAAAGUUGUCUUAUUUGGCAUAGAUUCUAAUUUUGUGGCGGGUCCCGAUGGUUACACCUCUAAUUUUUUUCGGAAAACUUGGCAUAUUAUUUCUGGGGAUUAG